Molecule: messenger RNA, 1245 nt
Organism: Colletotrichum aenigma
Lineage: Eukaryota; Fungi; Ascomycota; Sordariomycetes; Glomerellales; Glomerellaceae
Gene: FYV10
Product: Protein FYV10
Exons: 3
Coding region: 1-1245 (414 amino acids)
Biological process (GO): proteasome-mediated ubiquitin-dependent protein catabolic process
Cellular component (GO): GID complex; cytoplasm; nucleus
Molecular function (GO): ubiquitin protein ligase activity; protein binding
Source: RefSeq, a predicted model, not a curated record
AUGGCAGACCACGAAUAUUCAAUAAUCAAACACCAAGACCACCUCCUCCUCGACCAACCCCUCCUCCGCCUCCCCUACGAACUCCUCCGCAAAAACUUCCGUCAAGCCCACUUCACAGUCGAGAAGGACUCGGCAGCAAUCAAGUUCCUACUCAAAGAGACAGCCACCGCCUCUGUCAACGGCCGCGCCUCCCCCGACGAUGUCCUCAAGAACCUCGACACAAUGAUCGCCCGCAUGCGCGGCGUAAAACGGAAACUCACCGCCCAUGCCGACGAGGAGGCCCGUCUGACCCGCCAGGCCGGCGCCAGGAUCUCACAUCUCGGCGACCUGUAUGGCAUGCACUCCGUCGACGACGUCAAGUAUGAAGCGUGGAGCCGCGCGCGGCUGGAUCGUCUGCUGGUCGACUACCUCUUGCGGCACGGCUACAACGAGUCCGCCAAAGCCCUGACAGCGGAGCGCGGCAUGGAUGACCUCGUGGACGUGGAGACGUUUGUGCAAAUGAGUCGAAUCCAGGAGGCGUUGCGGAACGGAAGCGUCGUAGAAGCUCUUGCGUGGUGCCAGGAUAACAAAAAGGAACUGAGAAAGAUGGAUAGCAACCUCGAAUUCAUGCUCCGGUUCCAACAAUACAUCGAACUAGUCCGCACCCAGUCCCAACCAAAACUGCUGGAGGCAAUCGCCCACGCGAAGAGAUACUUGGUCCCGUUCAAGGCGACCUACCCGGAAGAGCUCCGCAAAGCCUUCGGCCUCCUCGCGUACCCCCCGAACGCCGCCAACGCAGUCUACUCCGACCUCUACAGCCCAGACCGCUGGAACACCCUCGCGGACCUCUUCACCCGCACCCACAACUCCCUCCUCGCCCUCCCCUCCUUCCCGCUCCUCCACAUCGCCCUCUCCUCCGGCCUGUCCGCCCUCAAGACGCCGGCCUGCCACUCGGCAAACUCGUCCCACGUCGCCCCCUCAGACGCAAACACCGCCACCAACGCCUCCGCGACGGCAGGCACCCAGUCCGUGUGCCCCAUCUGCUCCACCGAGCUCAACGACCUCGCGCGCAACGUCCCGUACGCGCACCACACCAAGAGCUACGUUGAGCACGACCUGUUGCUCCUCCCAAACAGCCGCGCCUACGGCAAGGAGCGUCUGGAAGACUACGCCAAAAAAUCGGGCCUCCCGCCGGACCAGGUCAAGGAUCUGAGGACCGGCGAUAUCUACUCGGUAGACAAGCUUAAGAAGGUCUUCAUUACAUGA